UACUCUUUUUACCGUAACUGGGCGUCGACGUGGCUAGCCAUCUGUAUAGUAAGCCAUCAUGAUCUCCAACUAGAAAUCCCAAUCCUAUCAGUCUAUAGCCGCAUCAUGCGGCAGUAGUGCAGUGUGCUUGCAUCUUUGUUAGUGUCUCUCAACGUCGGCGAAUUGUUUCAGAGAAUCCGUGUCUAAAACACGAAAUUCUUUUAGUUUUUGCAGUCGGGUUAGAAUGUUGUGCUUAUCGCGAUAUGGCCGAUUCCGUUGUAGUACAGUCCUCAGACGUGAGUCAACCGUCGUCUGAUGCCAACGCUCUUCAGAAAAAGGAAAUAGAUAUUCCUCACAACGAAGAGCAGGAAUUCCAAUCCCUUGAGUAUGAAGAAGACUGUUUCUACACGCUGCUGUCGAAGACAGAGACGCCUAGCUUCGAUCCAGAAGACCCGAACUGGAAUGAUGACAAUGACUGCCUGUUUGUGAUUGUCGAAGAGGAGUUCGAUGAGCCCUCCUCCUUAGAUCUUGAAGACAUCAACUUUACUGACUUGCAAAUUACAAACGUUAAAACCAGUAAUAACAAAUUCAUUCGUGGUAUCCGAGUCAAGUUUCAAGACUUAUCAAAACCAUAUUUGGCUCGAAUCGUCAAUGCCAAAAAGUAUUACAGGUUCCUACAUCUAAGGAAAGGAAAGGAGCCAGCAUCGGACAUGUCACCCGAUUCUGGCAUCAACGAGCUGGCAGGCCUUAGUGCUGAGGAGCAGGAAAAGCAGAAACAGGAAUGGGAAAUGGAGCUAGCCAAGGUUGAAGAGGAGAUGUCAGCGCUGAGACAAGUGCUAGCCGUCAAAGUGAAACGAUCUCAGGAGCUGAAACGCAAGCUGGGUUUCAGUGUGUGGAAAGAGUUCCAGGAUGAUUUAACUCUUGGCGUCAAAAAUGUCAAAGAGUCCAAUGUUUACCAAAAUGUCGAAGAAAAGUUUGGUCAGUUUGGAAAAGCAGUUACCGAAGCCCCCAUCUAUCAGAAAACCGAAUCUAUAGUGAAAACUACAGCUGAAAAGACUACAUCUCUACUUGGAGGACUUGGCUCUGGCUUGACUUCCAAGUUGGGUCAACUUAAGAAUUCCGAAUCAUUCCGUUCCUUUGAGGAGAAGAUGGGAUCAGCUUAUGAAAAUGUCAAGACCAAAGUGUCAACUUCACGCUCAAACUCGAUGCAGAGCUUUGACGACGCUGUCCGUGAGGAAACAAACCGCAAAUCUGGAAUAUCUCCAGCCACAACACCAACUAUCAAUGAAGAGCAAGCCUCUUAAUUUCAAUUAAUCAAUGAUUAUUCGCUUACUUCAAACACUAAUUGAGUUAGUAUAUCAUGAGUGGGCUCUAAUUUUCUGAAGAAAAUUUGCCAGUUUUAUCGAUGAACAUCGAAUCACUUCAAAUGCACUAUUUAUGCAUAAAUAGCAUUAGUUAUUGAAACACGUUCGUGUAUGUUGGAGCCCGUUCAUUCUCAUAAAUUUACAAAAAAUAAAUAUAAUAAUAUUGAAACUUAAUUCUUAUUAUGAAAGAUAUGCUAUUCUAGGUGAAAAUCUCAUAGACUGUUGAACAUUUGUUGGAUUGUUGAAAAAUGCUAGUGUGUGUGUGUGUGAAUUAAUUUAUUACUUAGAUUAUUAUCAAUUCAAAUAAUUCUUUUAGAUUUUUAAAUUUAAAUAUUUGGAUUCAUUAUUAUUAAUUAUUGACUCAAUUUCUUCUAAUCCAAGUAAAUUAAUGGAAUAUUUGUUAUUAGGCAUUCUGUUGAAUGUCGUUACGGUUAGCACUGACGUUUCAUUUAUCUGAGCAUUACAACUAUUAUCUUGGUGUCCGAAAAUGUUCAACAUUCAAGAAUACCAUAUAUAUUUUUUAAAUACAUUCCAUGUAAAAAGGAUCCACUUUGUAAAUAAAUGAAGUAAGCAAUCGAUGAACUAGAACUGGAGGAAGAAAGAAUGAGUUUGUAUAUACAAAGUUGUAUCAUUGUAUAAGGAGUGGUACGGUAUUUCUUUCUGUAAAAUUCAAAAAAACCUUUUCAACGUUGAAGUUUCCAAAACUUUUAUUGCUUAAAAAAUUAGUGAAGUACUCUUAAAUUUGCUUUGAGCUUUUCCAAUUCUCAGUAUUAGAUUCAUAAUUUUUUUCCAUUCCGGAAUAGUUGGCAAGUGGACAAUUCUGCUUGUCCAGUGCAAUGGUAAAAUCUUUGAAUGAAUGUUGUAUAUAUUAGCGACAUUUUAAACUGUCUGUGUAUUUGUUUGUGGCAUAUAUUUAUAAAUAUAUUUUUUUGUGCAAUAAUAUAA
Nilaparvata lugens (brown planthopper) is the source of this 2288-nucleotide messenger RNA. RefSeq names its product tumor protein D54. The record is from RefSeq and is a predicted model, not a curated record. Gene Ontology annotation, cellular component: cytoplasm. Lineage: Eukaryota; Metazoa; Arthropoda; Insecta; Hemiptera; Delphacidae. Bases 243 to 1283 code for a protein of 346 amino acids. The transcript is spliced from 7 exons.